Messenger RNA from Lithohypha guttulata, 390 nucleotides. RefSeq lists its product as uncharacterized. The record is from RefSeq and is a predicted model, not a curated record. Bases 1 to 390 code for a protein of 129 amino acids. The transcript has a single exon. Lineage: Eukaryota; Fungi; Ascomycota; Eurotiomycetes; Chaetothyriales; Trichomeriaceae.
AUGCCUCGCAUCCCAUCCUUCACACUCACAGCUCUUCACCCGACCCGGUCCUCCCUCCUCCUCCUCCGACCACAACGCCGUUUCGCCGCCUCCAGCGCCUCAUCCUCGUCCCGAAACGUGGUAGUCGACCAAACCAAAGAGAACAACGACCCUAAUAACGACCAGAAAAAGGGCCAGAAGGAAGCAGCUGCUCAGACGACUUCUAGUGAACAGGGAGAUCACCCAGCGAAGCAGGCUGAUCCGCAGAAGAGUCCGGAGAGAUCGACGGGGUUUCAGACGGAGGGACCUGGGUCGUCGAAGGCUGGAGAGGGGGGGAAGAAGGAGAUGGGUGGUGAGCCGUUGAAGGAGGAGGGGUCAGGGGAUACGAUUGAUAAUUAUACGAAGAAGUAG